AUGGGCUCGCGCAACGCGAGCAUCAUGUGGCAGAAGAGAUUUGAGCAGCGCACCAGUCCGGCGGAUCUUCUGGACGACGGGCGAGAUCUUCUGGCUACUGAUGCGAGGGACAAGGUGUAUGGUUUGCUAGGCUUUCCGGCACUGAGAAAUGCGUUGGGCGGUCUUGAGCCAGACUACACUCAGUCUGUCGAACUCGUGUAUACACAAACAGCUAUAGCCAUUAUAAAGAGCACAGGGAAUCUGGAUGUCCUAUCCUUUGCUGAAGGACCGCCACGAACGCACGAUUCUUGGCCCUCGCCCCAAGACGAUGAGCUGGGCUGGCCGGAGACGCGGACUUGGGUCGCGCGCUGGGAUCAAGAAACUCUCUUCCCUACAUCAGCGAUGUGUGCGCUUCCAACUAACUUGGCUACAAAAGGCCCACCAGCUGUAGUUGUCGCUGUGGAUACUGGCACGGGUGUACUCACGCUACGUGGGUUUCUGGUCGACGAGAUCGUGUAUGUUGCGCCGUAUGUACAUUGGCCUGGAGGAUCAGAUACGGAGUCUCUACCGACGAAUCCGGAAGCUAUUAUCGAACUGUACGAUGCGAUGGUGCACCACGGCAAGGCUGCUUCGGAGCGCGAGACAUUGUGUAUGCUGGCGCAGAUCCUGACUGGAGGGCUUACAGCGUCAUAUGAGUCCGCUGAAGUCGACGAACAAUCCCAUCUCGCGAGUUUCAUCUCUUUCAUCCUUGGAGCACUAGAUCCAGCUAAAACAACACACAAGAGACGGGAGAGUUUAAAAUCUUUCCUCGCCAUACUACAGCAGCAAGGAGAACAGCUACCGCCAGCAGAUCCAGCUAAGUACCAAAUGGCAAUGAUACUUAUGCUCUCUAAUCGCCGCGUUUUCAUAACGGCUCAAGGACACGUCGGCUUGGGCCACUCCCGCGUGUUGAUGGGCGACGCGGUAGUCUGGCUGUAUGGAGGGAAAAUGCCUUUUGUGCUUCGCCAGAGGAUAGGGCGUAGCCACUGGGGCUUUGUUGGCGAGUGUUUCUUGUAUAAUGGCGACGAGAGAAAGAGUUGGAAAUAUGUUAGUAGUGACGGUUUGUUGGAUAGGGAGUUUGAGCUUAUGUGA
Parastagonospora nodorum SN15 is the source of this 1110-nucleotide messenger RNA. RefSeq lists its product as hypothetical. Bases 1 to 1110 code for a protein of 369 amino acids. NCBI's taxonomy places the organism in Eukaryota, Fungi, Ascomycota, Dothideomycetes, Pleosporales, Phaeosphaeriaceae. The transcript has a single exon. The record is from RefSeq and is a predicted model, not a curated record.